AUGGUUUCACACAGUCUAGUCCAGGGAGGUCCAGGAUUUCCUUACCUUGCUCCUGCCGUGUUUUGGUAUGUUGCUACAGGGGAUUUGAAUGAAGGCAUUAGCAGGGCUUCUUGUAUUGAUGUAGUUGACCCUGAGCUAUGCAUUUUUCUGGAAAGAGUAAGUUGCUACAAUAUUUUAUUUUAUUCUCAUAAUCCCACAUGAAGGCAAUAAUACAUGACUUGUGCACAUUUACUGUUUAUGCACAAUUAUGCAGGCCUUACAUGAAAUGGACUGAUGAGUAGAUUUGGCAAUGGGAUGAUGGCUUAUUUCUAGGAGUUUAGUGGCAGGAGUUGGGUGUGUAGCCAUCCCCAAUAUGGAUCCAUUUCCCCAUAAUGGAAAAGAAGGAUAAGGAUAUUAUAUGUAUUUUAUCUGGCCUAAAAAACUACUCGUAAAGCAAUUCGAUGACUUUCCACUCUUAAUUUAUAAUCUCAUUUUGUUUUGUUACUUUUUCUUAGUUAAAAUAUAUAUAUGAAUAUUUUUUGGAGACUAAUUAAUAUGAGCCUGCUAGGAAGCUCUCCAUUGGCUGACCUCUCGCAAAAUAAUUAGUGAUAUUAAUUUUUUUAGGUCAAAGAGGCUGUGCCAGGGUGUGUUAAUGAAAUAUCCUAA
This is a messenger RNA of Porites evermanni, 645 nucleotides long. Lineage: Eukaryota; Metazoa; Cnidaria; Anthozoa; Scleractinia; Poritidae. The record is from the annotation of a GenBank genome assembly.